Molecule: messenger RNA, 578 nt
Organism: Geodia barretti
Lineage: Eukaryota; Metazoa; Porifera; Demospongiae; Tetractinellida; Geodiidae
Source: the annotation of a GenBank genome assembly
GUUCCAGAAGGAGGGGAGUACAGUGUCAGUGUCCAUGAGAUACACUACGGUGUUGUGCAGGAACAUGUUAGCACUCAAGUGAACAACAUUACAGUUUGGAUAAGAAAAGGUUCCUCUCUGAUUCAUUCAAAUGUUAAACCAGUGAUUAGAGGGAUAUGUACCUCUUGUAUUUUUACAAAUGACUCAAAUGCUAAAGGAUGUGCCAUAACUCUUCUCAAUGAUCAGUUUACAUUCAACUUCACAAUUCCUCGUCACUCAUCAUAUGACAUAGCAUCACUGGAAUGUUUCAAGGUAUGGCAAUCCGGAUCAUACCAUGUACUGGCAUCAGAGAUACUAAUGGAUGGAUCAGAGGGCUACAAUACACUGGAGCUACCCGAUAUCACUAUAACAUUACCAUCUGGAAAUGACAAUUCUGCCAAGCAAGCAAAUGGUAGGCUCUUAACCAGCAAGUGUGAGAUAAUUAAUGCUCUUUGUAUAUAGGCACACCAAUAGUUAAUGGACUUUCCGCUGUCCUUGGUCUAACACGGAUGGGCUUGUUUAUAGCUGUUCUACUUGCCGUUAUCUUUUUCCUUAAGAGA